Molecule: messenger RNA, 7947 nt
Organism: Sitophilus oryzae (rice weevil)
Lineage: Eukaryota; Metazoa; Arthropoda; Insecta; Coleoptera; Curculionidae
Gene: asp
Product: abnormal spindle-like microcephaly-associated protein homolog
Exons: 7
Coding region: 221-7468 (2415 amino acids)
Biological process (GO): spindle organization; establishment of meiotic spindle localization; mitotic cell cycle
Cellular component (GO): spindle pole
Molecular function (GO): protein binding
Source: RefSeq, a predicted model, not a curated record
GUUGGCAGUUGAUUUAGGUGUAAAUAGUGCAUUAUUAUUGUAUCUUUUUUAUGUUAAAAACUUUUUGUUAUCUAUUUGUUUUGCUAUCUGAGAUUCACCAUGUUCUUCCAGGUAAAAUAUAUUUAAUUAGUUGGUGAAUUAACCCAAAAUUAAAAUUAAGAAAUAGAUAUCACCUGUUGUAAGAAAGAAAACCAAACGAGUUGUUCAAAAAGACCGAAACAUGGAAGAUACUAAAAUUGAGAUAUUGUCACUGGCACCUUUUACACCAAUUCCCAAAAUCACAUUUGAUGAUGUUCUUGUUGGUACUUCACAAAGCAGAAAAUUGCUGAUCCAGAACCCAACUCAGCAAGGAAUUAAGUUAUUUGUGACAAAAACGUUACCAGAAGAAUUAUGUUUUACGGUGAAUUGGAGUGAAACCUAUAUUGAGGCAGGUAGUGAGAAGAUUUUGGAAAUGACGUGGAAUGCAAUAAGCGAGGAAGCAGGAAGAUACAGUUUUACUUUGUCAGAUGGUAAAAGAAUCAACAGGAGUAUUGGGGUCACUUUAAAAUCUGCUGCAACAAAAAAAAUCAGUGCGAAAAUAACGAAAAAUAAGCCAAAAAAACCUCUCCAAAAAUCGCCAAUAAAACUACCUCUCAGCCGGAAACCUAUUUCUCCUAUAAAGAAAUUUAAAUCAAACAGAUCAUCACCUGUAAAAUAUUAUACCUCCACAUAUUCAUCCCCUAAAAGUCAUAGGGAACAGCAAACAUCGUAUAUAAGUGAUAUUUCUCCAAAAACUCAUUACAGUCGUUUGAUCAAUCGUGAAAACGAGUUCAAAGAUAGAUCACCUACAAAAAGCAAUAACUAUUUAUCACCAAAAAAUUACUAUGAACAGCAAGUGUGUUAUAAACGAACCAAUAAAUAUGUCUCUCCCAAAGAAAAUGGUUUUAAAGGUAGUUCUAACAAAGAGAAUCGACUAUCUCCAAAUCAACCAUAUUUUUUGAGCAGUACUGCAUCGUCGUUUGUAUCUCCAAACAGUGUGAAUUUUUCUCUGCAAUCCGAGGAACGUUUUGAAAAACGAGACACGUACGUUUUCAGUUCGGCACAGACAGAACGUCGAGAAACCUUUUCAAUUCAAAACGUCGUUUUGAAUGUGGAAAACGUGGGUUUCGAAAAACUUUUGGAAAACGAAACGUUUGACGUUAAACUCGAUGAUUCCCCGGUUUUCAGGGACAGUUUGGACCCGCCCAAUCAAGUCCUGCCUUUGAGAGAACAGAAUAGACGCAAUGGUGAGAAUUUGGAACAAACUGGAACAGUAAGGAAGAGGGUAUUUUCGAAUUUCGAGUAUAAUUUGAAAAAUACGGAUAGCUUCGUCCUUUCUCCUAUAAUUGAUCCAAAGCAACAGGCUCUUAACAAGUUUUCACCCAGUUUUUGUUCCAGAGACCAUUCCCAAGAGACGGAAUUACAAAUUUCAAGUGCUACCUUCAAGUUGAACGUCAGCAGUGAGACUUACGUUAAAGGAAGCAACAGCCCCAAUCUUAGCGGUGUCACCUACGUUAAAGACGCUUCUGUAGGCGAUAUAGCCCGUCUGGAGGAAUCUUCAGUAUCCAGUAAAACAGCCCAAUCCAAAUCUCCCAUUUUUUUGAAACCAAACUCUUUUGAUUUUGGGGAGAGUAACGCAAAUGGUGUUGAAACUAGAAAACAACAACACUUGUCUUCUAUAGCUGAAGAAUCUGCCGUAUUUAGCGAAGGUUCGUUUAGGAACACUUUAAAACGGAAAAGUCCAGAUGUCAGUAAUUAUUCGUUCAAAAGGGGCAGAAUUAGUACUGAUCCAAAAACUGACUGGUCUAAAAGAAGUUCAUCAGCUUUCAGGAUUUCCAAGUCUACCUCUGGUCUAAAUUUAAGACAGUUUGCUACAAACCAAGAUAAAAACCAACAAUUGAUGUCUACUAUCACUGAAACCUCAGAAAAAUCUGUUAUCGUGAGGAAUCCUUUCCUAUACUCGAACGUCAUAGAUCCAUUCAUAUCUUCCUCAGUUUACAGCACAGAAGAAUGGGUAGAUAAACAAGAAAUUCGUUUUAAAAAAUGGCUAAACGUUCUUUUGACACCUCCCGAAGAACUGAGCGUUAAAACUGAAAUAGACGCUGCGAAAAUUUGGCAGGAAUGCAAGAAAAAAGACAUUGCAGAAGCGCCAAGCAAAGAAACCGUUUCUUUCAAUUACAACGUUAAUAGCAAGCUUGUUCAUCUAAGAAAACAAGCACAAACUUUGUUUCGUUCCAAGGAACUUGGUGAGGUUCUUCAAAGGGUUUGCGAUGUGGUGGAAUGGGGAAAGCUCUCUAUUCGAGACGAUAAAGAUGUUCAUUUGAAUUUAAAGCUAAAAUCCGACAUCAUGGGUUUAAUAUUAGGAUAUAAUCCUCUCUGGUUAAGGAUAGGACUUGAAACAAUAUACAACGAGGUUAUUCCUUUAAAAACUAAUUCCGAUGUGAGCGGUUUGGCUCAUUUUAUCAUGGAAAGGUUCUUUAAAGACCCGUAUUUGAUGAAAAAACACAAGACUCCAUAUGCUCCGAAAUAUUCGAGCGAUCUCAAGAAGUUUAUUCUCAAAAAAUUCUUGAUUCUAGUUUAUUUCUUGGAUGUGGCUAAAAACGCUAAGCUCAUUCAACAUGAUCCGUGUUUAUUCUGUAAAAAUGCUUCAGAAAAAGACAGUAAGUCAGUCCUAACACAUUUUGCUAGAGAGACUCUAUCUGCAGUAGGAGAUAUUACUAAAUAUUUGAAGUCUAAAGGAUACGUGGUUACGCACGUCCAAUCUUACAUUCACGAGUUCGAUUAUGCUGUUAAAAAUUUAGGCGUAGAUCUGCGCGAUGGGGUCAGACUAACCAAAGUCAUGGAAAUACUGCAGAUGAGGUCGGAUUUAACGUCGAAACUUCGAGUUCCCGCCAUUUCGAGGCUUCAAAAAGUCCAUAACAUGCAGCUGGUGUUUGAAUCGUUAAAACAAACUGGUUUCGAGAUUUUGUACGAUAUAUCUCCGAAAGAUAUCGUUGACGGUCAUAAAGAGAACACGCUGUCUUUUUUGUGGCAGAUAAUAUACAAGUUUGAGGCUCCUUUAAUGGUGACUAAGGCCACUUCUAUACAACAGUGGUUUAGGAGUCUUCCUGUGGUUUUGAAGAGAAGAAAACUGCAAAAGGUUCGGGAACUUAGGGAAAGUGCUGUAAGGAAAAUUCAAGCUUGGUUCAGAAGACAGAAAUUGUCGCAAACAUACUUUGUUUUGUCAGAAUUCGUCAGAAAUCACAUAGAAGAAUGUAGAAGAUUGAAGGCAGUGAUUAAAAUACAGAGUCUUUUCAGAAUGAUCAUCGCCAAACGAAGAUACACCAUUCAACACAACGUUAUUACCAAACUUCAAGCCUACGCCAAAGGUUGGCUUAUAAGGAACAACUAUCAUCAAAGAAUAACAGCUGCCAGAAUAAUUCAGAAGAAUUUCAAAACAUAUAUUGCUAGAAAAAGGUUUUUGAAGUUCAAAAACGCUGUCGUUUUUAUCCAGAGAAAAUUCAGAGCCAAUCAGCAAUGCAAAAUCGAAAAAAACAACUUUGUUUUAUUAAUAUUAUCUACCUCAGUUAUUCAGAAACGAUUCAGAGCUUAUUUGGAGAUGAAAAAAUACAGAAGCGAAUAUUUACAAAUGAGGAAGUCAGCAAUAAUGUUACAGAGUUACUACAGGAUGAGCGUAAUGCGUAGACGGUUUUUGCUGAUCAGAAAUGCUGUUAUUACUGUCCAGAAUUGGUACAGGUCAGUUUCUCAAAUGAAAACUGUCAGAAAACAAUAUAAAGAUACAAAAAAAGCGGUUUUGUUGAUAGAGCAAACUUAUUUAUCCAUAACUAUGAUGAGACUUGAUAGAUCAAAUUAUGAAAUGAAAAGAAAUGCUGUUUUAAAAAUUCAGGAGUAUUAUAGAGCUUGGAUUAAAAUGAAAGCUGAUAAAGAAGCAUUCUUAAAACUGAGGUCAUCAGUGAUUUGUAUCCAGCAAAGAUACAGGGCGUACAAAUUAAUGGAAUCACAAAGACAAAGUUACCAAAAGCUUAGAGAAGUAGUCCAGUUUACUCAGAGUAGGUAUCGGGCAAAUAAGGCGAUGGUUGCUCAACGAAAUGAGUAUAUAAAACAAAGAACUGCCGCCCAGAGUAUUCAAAAAUGGUAUAAGGCAACUAUAGAGAUGAAAAAAUGUCGUUCUCAGUUUGUUUCUCUUAAACUAGCUGCUGUAGUUAUACAAGAAAAAUAUCGGGCCAACAAAAAAAUGGAAAAAGAAAAAAUAAAGUUUCAAACUAUGAAAAAGGCUAGCAUAAAGAUACAGCAGAAAUAUAGAGCCACGUUAAUGAUGCGAGAAGAGAGAUAUAACUUUCUACAUCUUAAAAAUUGUAUUACUGAAAUUCAGGAACGUUUUAGAGCAAACAGGCUUGCUAAACUUGAAAGGAAUAACUAUAUUAACUUACGUAAUGCUACGAUACUUGUACAGAGAAAAUAUCGGGCGCAGAAAACGAUGCUGACUGCCAGAAACGAAUACCAAACCAUCAGAAAUGCUGUUUUAAGUGUUCAGCAUCGGUACAGAGCUAACAAACUUAUGCAGACGGCACGAAAUAGUUAUAUUAAAUUGAAAAAUGCUGUUAUAGUGCUUCAAAGAAGAUACAGAGCUCAAAAACUGAUGUUAUAUCAAAAACAAACAUAUGAAGAUUUAAGAAAUGCUUCUAUCUUCGUUCAGAGGAGGUUCAGGCAGAAUGUUUUAUUCAAAUUUGAAAGAACGCAUUAUCUUAAAGUUAUAAAAUCGGUUUUAGUUAUUCAGAGGCAAUUUAGGGCACAAAUGGAAAUGAGAAACGUUAGAGAAGAGUAUUUAUUGUUGAGAAAUGUUACAAUUGUGGUUCAGAGGAGGUUUAGAUCACUGGUAUUAAUGAGAAAUACCAGAGAAGAGUUUUUGGCUCUAAAGAAAGCAACCAAAACGAUUCAGAGAAGGUACAGAGCUCAAAGAGCUAUGAUUAAACAAAAAGAAUACUACCAAAAACUACAAUCGCUGGUGAUAUUAAUACAACAAAAAUAUAGAGCCAAAAAGUUGGGCGCAUCUCAAAGAACCCAAUUCCUAGCUCUAAAACGGAACGCGUUACUUAUUCAGAAGUCGUAUAGAGCGAACAAGAUCAGAAAUAAAUAUUUAGCUUUAAGAAACGCUGUUAUAAACAUUCAGAGAAGAUUCAGAGCACAAAUAUGCAUGAGAGAACAAAAACGUUACUAUGAUAAGUUGCACAAAGAAAUUAUGACCGUUCAACAAAGAUUUAGGGCUAAAAAACUUGGAAUUAUCGCUAGAACGCAAUAUGUAGCUCUAAGAAAAACAGCUAUAUUUAUUCAGAGUCAUUUUAGAGCUAAUAAAGUGCGAUGUAGAUAUCUUGCACUAAGAAACGCUGCUCUUGUAAUACAAAGAAGGUAUAGGGCUUUGAUAUUGAUGAGAAAGGAAAGAACUUACUAUCAGAUGUUAAGAAGACAUGUAAUGAUUAUUCAGCAAAGAUUUAGAGCUAGAAAAAUAGGUGGUAUCGCUAGAACGCAAUAUGUAGCUCGAAGAAAAACAGCUAUACUUAUUCAGAGUCAUUUUAGAGCUAAUAAAGUGCGAUGUAGAUAUCUUGCUCUAAGAAACGCUGCUCUUGUAAUACAAAGAAGGUAUAGGGCUUUAUUACUGAUGAGAAAAAAAAGAACUUACUAUCAGAUGUUAAGAAGAGAUGUAAUGAUUAUUCAGCAAAGAUUUAGAGCUAGAAAACUAGGUGGUAUCGCUAGAACGCAAUAUGUAGCUCUAAGAAAAACAGCUAUACUUAUUCAGAGUCAUUUUAGAGCUAAUAAAGUCCGCAGUAUAUAUCUUGCUCUAAGAAACGCUGCUCUUGUAAUACAAAGAAGGUAUAGGGCUCUAAUAUCGAUGAGAAAAGGAAGAACUUGCUAUCAGAUGUUAAGAAGAGAUGUAAUGAUUAUUCAGCAAAGAUUUAGAGCUAGAAAACUAGGUGGUAUCGCUAGAACGCAAUAUGUAGCUCUAAGAAAAACAGCUAUACUUAUUCAGAGUCAUUUUAGAGCUAAUAAAGUCCGCAGUAGAUAUCUUGCUCUAAGAAACGCUGCUCUUGUAAUACAAAGAAGGUAUAGGGCUAUAAUAUCGAUGAGAAAAGAAAUAACUUACUAUCAGAUGUUAAGAAGAGAUGUGGUGAUUAUUCAGCAAAGAUUUAGAGCUAUCAAAUUAGGUAAUGCAGUGAGAUCGAGGUACGAGGCUUUGAGAAAGUCUGCUCUUUUGAUUCAAAGAAGAUAUAGAGCUAAUAAGUCUAUGGUAAAGCAGGUUGAGGUGUAUUCCAGAAUAAAAUGGGCUGCUUUGGUUUUGCAGAGUCGGUACAGAGCCCAGAGAGCCAUGAGAGACGAAAUGGAGAAGUACAGAAAGUUGAGGCACGCAACUUUUGUCAUUCAGAGGAAGUGGAAAGCCACAAUCUUAUCGAAGGAGAUGAGAAUAAAGUUCCUUAUGUUCAAAAAAUCGGUAAUGACUGUCCAAGUAUUUUAUAGGGCUUAUAUGAAGAUGAAGCAGGAACGAUUGGCAUUUUUGGAUAAGUACAAAGCUGUGACGGGAAUCCAGAGGUUGGCUAGAGGUUAUUUGGCAAGGAAAAAGUACAGUCCCAUGCUGUUACCUGAGGCAGUUCAAGCCAGGAAGGUUUUGAAGGUUCAAAACGCUGCAGCAGUUAAAAUUCAGGCAUCAUGGAAGGGUUACUCUGUAAGAAAAUCCAACAUUCCGGUGAUGACAGCACUCAGAAGAUUACGAAACGGGAAUCCAGAGUAUCCCAGACCGUCUAUACAGAGUGGUAAGACUUUGGGUCAAAGAUGCGAGAUGGCCAUGUUGUGUAUGACCAGUAAGAAUUCGUCUUUGCUGAUGAUCAUUAAAGCGCUGGAGGAUUUAGAUUUUAUUACGAGACAUUGCCAGAACAUCUGUAUAAGUAUGAGUUUCCUGCUUCCCAACCAGCUCUACAUCAUAAUAGCCUCAGCAGCUAGAUCUCGCCCGGAGAUGAUCGCGUGCAACAUGGCAACGUUCAUCCUGAUCAACUUCUACAAGUACAAAGAGACUAGAUCGCACAGCUGGGAUCCGGAGUAUCUAGAUCCAAUGAUCAACGUGCUGUUGCAUUGGUGCGAUAAGGAAGCACCUUUAUUUUCGACACUGUGUACUUUGUUGUGGCUGUUUGCCCAUGAAGAGCCUUGGAAAAAGGUUAUUCAAAAUUUACCCAACAUUCGACAACGGUUUUCGAAAAUACAAACCCUGGUUCACCGUAAGGAAAGCAUGGUUUUGAAAACUAAGAGGCUUGCGAGCGUACCUUCAGUAUUUGGCCCACUGGAAAAUACACAAUUGCCAACAAGGGAUGCCAAAUGGGGUCUGGAUUAUGCCAGACCAAACACUUUUACCAAUGCAGUAUUCGCUUGCUCUUCACUAAUAAAAAUAUUGGAAUUAUCCGAGUAAAUGUAAGUUAAAAAACGUUAAAUAUUUUAUAUUUUUUAUUAACUCCGUCAUAUAUGUUUGUAUAUUGUUUUUUGUAUUUAUUUUAUAUUAUUAAACGAUCUUUUUAAUCUGUGAGAAAGACUAAUAUCUCUUUAAAAAUAUAACUAUAUCUAAAAAUAUAAUUAUUAUAACUAUAUUUUUUCGAAACACGCUUGUAUAUUAUUAGAUUUCAGUUUUUAUACAGUGUGUGCCAUAAAGUACCCAGUACUUUAUGGCACACUCCACUCCCUAAAGUACCCAAUACUUUCAUUAGUGCGGUAUUGGCUUGUUCUUUUUUAAUAAAAAUAUUAGGAUUAUCUGAGUAGAAAGUUCCUAAGUAAAAAAAGGUUAAAUUUUGUAUAUUUUUUUAUUAGUCGGUCAUAUAAUAUAUAUUUGUGUAUUGUUCUUGUAUUUAUUUUAUGUUUUGUUAUUUAACUUUUUUUUUUUAAUUUGUGAAAAAU